Durio zibethinus is the source of this 1388-nucleotide messenger RNA. Its product is annotated as 1-aminocyclopropane-1-carboxylate oxidase homolog 1-like. The record is from RefSeq and is a predicted model, not a curated record. NCBI's taxonomy places the organism in Eukaryota, Viridiplantae, Streptophyta, Magnoliopsida, Malvales, Malvaceae.
CAGCUCACUAUCAAGAGGCUAAACUCAAAUAUAUAAGUCAAAAGUUUCUUCUAUCAUUGCCUUACUUUUCACUUUCAUCACUAUCUAAAAGCAUCACGCUUCCUUUUCUUUUUGUUGAAACUUGCAAACGGAGGAAGAAAAUGGAGUUCACCAAACUUAAGCCUGAAUAUGAUCGAACAAGUGAAUUGAAAGCUUUAGAUGAAACCAAAGCUGGAGUUAAAGGACUUGUUGAUGCUGGAGUUAAAGAGGUUCCUCCGAUAUUCCACCCACUUCCAGACCAUUUUGAGAAGAACUCAGUUUCAGGUGGCAUCCAGGUUAGUAUUCCUGUUAUAGACCUUGAGGGAGUGAAGAAAGAUCAAGGUGCUCGUCAGAAGAUUGUUGAGAAAGUUCGGAAUGCAUCAAGAUCAUGGGGAUUCUUCCAAGUUGUGAACCAUGGAAUUCCUCUGAGUGUCCUGGAGGAGAUGAAGGAUGGUGUACGAAGGUUUUUUGAGCAAGAUUUGGAGAUGAAAAAGCAGUUCUACGCUCGGGAUUAUACCAAAAGGGUGGCCUACAAUUGCAAUUUUGAUCUGUAUAGUUCACCAGCAGCCAACUGGAGAGAUACACUUUAUAGCUUAAUGGCUCCCGAUCCUCCCAUGCCAGAAGAGUUACCAGAGGUAUCCAGAGAUAUAAUGAUGGAGUACUCAAAGCAUGUAAUGCAUUUGGGUUAUUUGUUGUUUGAGUUACUGUCUGAGGCUCUAGGGUUGCAGCCUGAUCAUUUGAAAGACAUGGACUGUGCUAAAGGGCUGACUAUGCUGUCACAUUAUUACCCCGCAUGUCCACAGCCAGAACUCACUCUGGGUGCAACCAAGCACUCUGACGAUGACUUCCUCACGGUGCUUCUGCAAGACCAUAUUGGUGGCCUCCAAGUUCUUCAUGACAACCAAUGGGUUGAUAUACCCCCAACUCCUGGGGCUCUAGUGAUUAACAUCGGAGAUCUUCUACAGCUAAUAUCAAACGAUGCUUUUACAAGUGCGGAGCAUAGAGUACUGGCAAAUUCUGUAGGACCAAGAGUAUCAGUAGCAUGCUUUUUCAGCACUUCUCUUCUGCCAGAUUUAAGACCUUAUGGACCAAUUAAGGAGUUGUUAUCAGAAGAAAAUCCUCCAAAAUACAGGGAAACCACUGUGAGAGAAUAUGUUACUUACUUCAUGGCAAAAGGCCUUGAUGGUACUUCUGCCCUGCUGCAUUUCAAGCUCUAAACUUCGCCAUGGAGGUACAUCAGCAGCAGCAUAUGAUAUUAGUUCAAUAAUUUUCAUCUUUUUUGGUAAAAGUUGGUCAUGAAAACUUUGAUUCUUGACCAAUUAAAAGCAAGUGUUGUUUAUUUGUUGAACUGAUGAACCUUAAAUGUUUGA